GAUUUAUGACUCGGGCAAUAAUGUAAUGGAAUGUCAAGGCUAGGUAGUCUGAGGCUAUUGUAGGAGCCCAUAUUGUAACAGCCCAUGCCAGAGUGUUGUUGAGAUUUUGUUGCGUGCAAGAAUGGGUUUGCUUCAUUUACUGAGGAGCUGAACAUCAUGGAAUUAUCACAUCUGACUUAGAUGAAAAUUCAUUGAUGAAACAAGUAUAUGUGGCUUGUCUUUGGGCUGUGCCCUGAAGUUCUGUGAUAAUUUUCUGAGGCUGAAUUUGAGAUUCAACAACCAGACCUUCCUCAGUGCAAGGUAUGAUUGAAAUUAUUGCAAUGUUUUCUCCUUCAUGUUCACUGUCUUGAAUUUUACCAGGAUGCCCAACCCCAUUCUUGCUCACUUACUGCCUCGAUGUCAAAUCAAUCGGAGUCACCUAACCUCUGAAAUUCAUCUCUUUGAUCCAAGUUUGGGCCAAGUCUGCAAUUAAUUUGCGAAUAGAAUUCUAGAGAAACCCAGAUGUGUUAACAGUGAGCAUAUUUGCUGAUGAUUAUGAAUUACAGGUUAGGCAGUAAUUGCCGGUAUGGAUUUGUCAUGUGUUUUGUGAAUAGGGUAUACCUGGAUGUAUUUUCAUACUUUCUGUAGUUGUAAUUUUAAUGGAACAGCUUAAGUAGUAGCACAGCUAGUUUUUGACUAUAGGGCUUUGGAACUGCAGUUGGAUUUCCUGUAACCUUUGCCUUUUCUUGAUAUAAUGUGAAGUGCAUAAAUUGGCUGAAGACCAAUUCCCCUGAUGGUGGGGUUCUCAGCAGAGAGCUGAGAUGAGUCAUCUGUAGUUACUUUUGGUUGAAUGUGGUUGCAAACGCUUCAGCUUUGUCUCUAGUGUUCAUGUGCUGGGCCUUGCAAUCAUUGAGGGAUAUUCUUAGUGCAGAAAAAAACAAAGACAGUUACAGUUUUAAAACAAUAGUUAUAUUUCCUUUGUAAUCCACAAAAUAUAUAGUUAACCGAGGUCUACUGUUAAAUUUUAAUUUGAAGUUCAUUCUGGUAAAAUGCAGUUUACACAUAUUUAAUUAUUCAGGUUCUGUUCAACAAAGACAAAUUAUGCUGAUAGCAAGCCAGGCACAGCAGCAGGUUUAUUUUUAUCUACUGGACAUAUGACCUGUAUUAACUGCAAAUAUUUUAUGACAAUACAGUGUUAGAUUAUUCUUUCACUGCCUGAAAGGGGAUCAGAUUGCUUCUCAUUGUCUUUGUGAUAUAUUGUAUUUGUGAUAAAUACAUCCUAGAGAUAAAACCCAAAUGUAUUUUUCAUCCCAGAGCUCAAUUACGGUUUGCAGUAGCAAGAUUUUGCCCAAAUAUGUCUUUCAUAAAGACCAAGCAAGUAAAGAACGGAGAAGAUACUUUCCACAUAAUCCAGUUAAUUGAAAGAUUGCACAAAAACAAGAGAAAAAAAAUUCAGAACUCCAGCCCAGCUUUGUGUACAGCAACGGUGUUGAAGAGAUGAUCACUCCAGAAAUCCCAGUGUUACAGGAGUCAGCAAAUGAAACAACCAUUCAUUCUGAUGUUACUGGUGAAUUCGAUGACCCAGAAGUGAAAGCACGGAAACGCAGAGCUCGUGGCCCUGGCAGGCCACCGACUGCUAAGAAGGCAAGACGUACUCCAGGAGAAAAAAGUCGUCUUAGCACAGGUGGUAGAGCAAAUCAGGGAAGAGCUAAUGGGCACCAUCAGCAAAAUGGAGAAGUUGAACCAGUCACGCUAUUUGAAGUGGUAAAAAUGGGAAAGAGUGCCAUGCAGUCUGUGGUUGAUGACUGGAUUGAAUCAUACAAGCAAGACAGGGAUAUUGCACUUUUGGACUUAAUCAACUUUUUCAUCCAGUGUUCAGGAUGUAAAGGCACUGUCAGAAUUGAAAUGUUUAGAAAUAUGCAGAAUACAGAAAUAAUCAGGAAAAUGACUGAAGAGUUUGAUGAAGACAGUGGAGAUUAUCCACUAACAAUGCCUGGUCCACAGUGGAAGAAAUUUCGCUCAAAUUUCUGUGAGUUUAUUGGAGUGCUGAUCCGGCAGUGUCAGUACAGUAUUAUUUAUGAUGAAUACAUGAUGGAUACAGUGAUUUCUUUGCUAACUGGGCUUUCUGAUUCCCAAGUUCGAGCCUUCAGGCACACCAGUACGUUGGCUGCUAUGAAGCUGAUGACUGCAUUAGUGAAUGUAGCCUUAAACUUAAGUAUACAUCAGGAUAAUACACAAAGACAGUAUGAAGCUGAAAGGAACAAAAUGAUAGGCAAACGAGCUAAUGAUAGAUUAGAAUUACUUCUACAAAAGAGAAAGGAGCUUCAAGAGAAUCAAGAUGAAAUAGAAAACAUGAUGAACUCUGUUUUCAAGGGUAUUUUUGUGCACAGAUAUCGUGACGCAAUUUCAGAGAUACGAGCCAUCUGUAUUGAGGAAAUAGGUGUGUGGAUGAAGAGCUACAGUGAUGCCUUCCUCAAUGACAGUUAUUUAAAAUAUGUGGGAUGGACAUUACAUGAUCGGCAAGGUGAGGUAAGGCUGAAAUGUCUGAAAGCUUUGCAGUCACUCUACACUAAUAAGGAGCUCUUCCCGAAACUAGAACUCUUCACCAAUAGGUUCAAGGAUCGUAUUGUGUCUAUGACAUUAGACAAAGAAUAUGAUGUUGCUGUGGAAGCCAUUCGAUUGGUUACUUUGAUACUGCAGGGAAGUGAGGAGGCAUUGUCCAAUGAAGAUUGUGAGAAUGUGUAUCACCUGGUAUAUUCUGCACACCGACCUGUUGCUGUGGCAGCUGGGGAGUUCCUGAACAAAAAAUUAUUCAGCAGACAUGAUCCACAAGCAGAAGAAGCAUACGCUAAGAGUAGAGGAAGACAUAGUGCAAAUGGAAAUCUCAUCAAAAUGUUGGUGCUUUUCUUCCUUGAGAGUGAGUUGCAUGAACAUGCAGCUUAUCUUGUGGAUAGUCUGUGGGAGAGCUCCCAAGAACUUCUGAAAGAUUGGGAAUGCAUGGUAGAACUGCUUCUGGAAGAACCUAUACAAGGAGAGGAAGGUAUGACUGACAGGCAGGAAACUGCACUUAUAGAGCUAAUGGUCUGUACAAUUCGUCAAGCUGCAGAGGCACAUCCUCCAGUUGGAAGAGGAACAGGCAAAAGGGUGUUGACUGCAAAGGAGAGAAAAACACAAAUAGAUGACCGGACUAAAUUGACAGAGCAGUUCAUUGUAGCACUUCCUAUGCUGCUGGGAAAGUAUUCAGCCGAUUCUGAGAAAGUGGCAAAUUUACUACAAAUUCCUCAAUACUUUGAUUUGGAGCUUUAUAGUACUGGAAGGUUGGAGAAGCAUUUAGAUGCAUUAUUAAAACAAACCAAGUUUGUUGUUGAAAAACACAUCGAGUCAGAUGUAUUGGAAUCUUGCAGCAAGACGUAUAAUAUUCUGUGUAGCGAAGAAUACACGAUCCAGAACCGUGUUAACAUUGCACGGAGUCAGAUGAUUGAUGAGCUGGUAGAGCGAUUCAGCCAGUCAGUUGAAGACUUGUUACAGGAGGGUGAAGAAGCAGAUGACGAUGACAUUUAUAAUGUUCUCUCCACUUUGAAGAGGUUAACUGCCUUCCACAAUGCUCAUGAUCUCACAAAAUGGGAACUGUUUGGAAACUGCUACAGACUUUUGAAGAGUGGAAUUGAACUAGGUUCUAUGCCAGAACAGAUAGUUGUCCAGGCACUCCAGUGCUGUCACUACUCAAUUUUGUGGCAACUUGUCAAGAUAGCGGAAAGUUCCCCAACUAAGGAUGAACUACUUGGUUUGAGAAAAACAGUGAAAGCGUUUUGUAUUGUCUGUCAGCACUGUUUGACAAAUGUCAACCCUUCUGUCAAAGAACAGGCAUUCAUGUUGCUUUGUGAUCUCCUGAUGAUAUUCAGUCACCAGCUAACAACUGGUGGCAGGGAUGGACUCAAACCCCUUGUUUACAACCCAGACACUGGGCUGCAGUCAGAGUUGCUCAGCUUUGUUAUGGAUCAUGUAUUUAUUGAUCAAGAUGAGGAGAAUCAGAGCAUGGAAGGAGAUGAGGAAGAUGAAGCCAAUAAGAUUGAAGCUCUUCACAAAAGGAGAAACCUCCUGGCAGGAUUUUGCAAGCUUAUAAUUUAUGAUGUUGUGGAUAUGAAUGCUGCUGCAGACAUUUUUAAGCACUAUAUGAAGUAUUACAAUGACUAUGGAGAUAUAAUAAAGGAGACAUUGAGUAAAACCAGACAAAUUGACAAAAUUCAGUGUGCCAAGACACUUAUUCUCAGCUUACAGCAGCUCUUCAAUGAGCUUGUUCAGGAACAAGGCCCUAACUUGGACAGAUCAUCAGCUCACGUCAGUGGUAUUAAAGAGCUUGCUCGACGGUUUGCUCUUACAUUCGGUCUGGAUCAAAUCAAAACCAGGGAGGCUGUUGCCACUUUACACAAAGAUGGUAUAGAGUUUGCUUUUAAGUAUCCAAACCAAAAUGGACCUGACUAUCCUCCUUCAAACCUUGCUUUCCUUGAAAUUCUGAGCGAAUUCUCAUCUAAGCUUCUGCGACAGGACAAAAAAACUGUGCAUGCAUACCUGGAGAAAUUCAUGUCUGAGCAAAUGAUGGAGCGAAGAGAGGAUAUCUGGCUGCCCCUGAUUUCCUAUCGCAAUUCAUUGCUUACUGGUGGUGAAGAUGACAGAAUGUCAGUGAUCAGUGGAGGUAGCAGCAGUAAAGCCUCUACUAUACGUAGUAAGAAAGGACGUCCACCUCACAGCAAGAGGCGAACUGAAGAAGAGAGUGUGGAUAAUACGUGGAUGAACAGGAAUGAUACCAUUCAGACUCCAGCAGUUCUGCAUGCUCCACAGUUAACUUCUACUGUCAUGCGUGAAAACCCUCGGCAAGCAGCAGAACAUAAUAUGGAAGAUCAGGAAUCUGAACGUGGAUCAGAGUCAGAUUUUGUGCAGAACCCUCAGAUGCAAAUAACCUGGUUGGGCCAGCACAAGUUGGAGGAUGCACACCGAAAAGACAGAGUGGCCAUGAACUACAUGAAAGCAAGAGGUGGUGUAAGGCAACCAAUCCGCAGCCACAGUUUAAUGGAAGAUGAUGCAGAACCAAUUUUUGAAGAUGUAAUGAUGUCAUCGAGGGGUCAGUUGGAGGAUAUGAAUGAAGAAUUUGAAGACACUAUGGUUAUUGACUUGCCCCCAUCACGGAACAGACGUGAACGAGCUGAACUCAGACCGGAUUUCUUUGACUCCACUGCCAUGAUGGAAGAUGAUUCGGGCUUUGGAAUGCCUAUGUUCUGAGAGACUGCUGGAAGUUUUAUAUUUUUAAGAACUCCAUCGUCUAAAGAGAAU
This is a messenger RNA of Mobula hypostoma (lesser devil ray), 5307 nucleotides long. Its product is annotated as cohesin subunit SA-1. Gene Ontology annotation, molecular function: chromatin binding. Gene Ontology annotation, biological process: sister chromatid cohesion. Gene Ontology annotation, cellular component: cohesin complex; nucleus; chromatin. Bases 1477 to 5256 code for a protein of 1259 amino acids. Lineage: Eukaryota; Metazoa; Chordata; Chondrichthyes; Myliobatiformes; Myliobatidae. The record is from RefSeq and is a predicted model, not a curated record. The transcript has 34 exons.